CCUUCCGCUCCGCAGCGCUGCUUGCCGGGACGUGUAGUCCCGUGGUCCCGCGCCGCUCCCGGCCCGCACCAGGAACCCAUCUGCCGGGUCUUGCCCCCCAGCCCCUGCAAAGCCCACCUGGUGAGCGAUGGAGGGACAUCCCACCCUGCAACUCCGCAUCUUUGACCUUAACUGCUGGGCCAUCCGCUAUCUGAGCAAGCGGCGGCAGGAGCGUGUCCAGCUCAUUGGGGACAUGCUGCGCCGGGAGCGCUUUGACCUGGUGCUUCUCCAGGAGGUGUGGAGUGAGCAGGACUACAGCAACCUGAAGGUGAAGCUGGGAGGCUGCUACCCCUUCUCCCAUUACUUCCGCAGCGGGGUGAUCGGCAGCGGCCUCUGCGUCUUCUCCAGGUUCCCCAUCCUGGACACCCUCCUCUACCAGUACUCACUGAAUGGGUACCCCUACAUGCUCCAGCAUGGGGACUGGUUCUGUGGCAAGUCCGUUGGCCUCGUCAUCACUGAGAUCUCUGGGAUCGUCUUCAAUGUCUAUGUCACCCAUCUGCACGCCGAGUACUGCCGGGAGAAGGAUGCCUACCUGCCCCACCGCCUGGUGCAGGCCUGGGAGCUGGCGCAGUUCAUCCGACACACGUCAAAGGCAGCUGACGUGGUGCUGCUGGGAGGGGACCUGAACAUGCACCCCGAAGAUGUGGGUAUCCGGCUGCUGCGCAGCUGGACGGGGCUGCAGGACGCCUUCACUGAGGCCACAUGCUUUGAGGGCUGUGAGGAUGGCUGCACCCUCGUCCCCAACAACUGCUUCACUGUCAAGACAGAGCUGAUGCCCUUCCCACUGGGCAUCCGCAUUGACUACAUCCUCUACAAGGCUGUCUCCAGCUUCACAGUGAAGUGCGAGGAGUUGAAGACCACCAUGGGGACAGCCCCAGGCACGGACAUCCCCUUCUCGGACCAUGAGGCCGUGAUGGCAACGCUGCACAUCCAGAGGCAGGGACAGGCUGCUGGUGCCAGCCUCAGCACAGCCGAGCUGACACUGGCGGACGUGGUGACGGAGGCACGGACAGAGGUGGGCGUGGGGCUGCGUGCAGCACAGCGGCAGCGCUACUCCACGGGCAGGAUGGCCGUGCUGGCCCUGCUGCUGCUGCUGCUGCAGGCAGUGGCUGCACUGGGCGCGCUGGCAGGGCUGGCGGCUGGGCAGCCCUUCCCAAAGCUCUCCUUCUCCCUGCUGGCCUUCCUCGCCAUCGGUGUCCUCCUCCUCGCCACCAGCCUCCACCUCUUCCACACCAUCGAGGUGAAGAUGCUGCAGGGCACUGAGGAACAGAUGCGGAUGGUGCUGUGGGCACUGCAGGAGCAUCCCAGUGAUGGCUGAGCCAGGGCCAUGGGUGUCCCACCAUGUUACCCCAGCCCCAUCCUGGCCCCUUUUGGUCCCUUUUUCUAGUUGACGUCUGGUUUUAGGCAAGCAGCGCUGUGGCUGGCUCAGUAGCGCAGGUUUUACAGCUGCCUCACUGGGUGAAAUUAAGAUUUUGGGGGCAGAUUUGUGGCAUUCACCCCUGUAGGAACCACGAUGGAGGCAGAUUUUAAUUGCUGUUUUUUUUUAAUACACCUUUUAAUAUACCUUUCUACCCAGAGGGACCUGCUGGCAUGGGCCAGGGGGCUCGACAGGCUCAGCCUCCCCUUGCCCAGGGCGGCCUCGGCGGCUCCUGGUAAAAGCUGGCGACUGCUCUGGCAACCAAAUUUGACUCGAAUAGAAAAUAAAGGUGGUGUUUUAGCCCUUG
Grus americana (Whooping crane) is the source of this 1763-nucleotide messenger RNA. RefSeq names its product sphingomyelin phosphodiesterase 2 (gene SMPD2). The record is from RefSeq and is a predicted model, not a curated record. Gene Ontology annotation, molecular function: sphingomyelin phosphodiesterase activity. Bases 128 to 1357 code for a protein of 409 amino acids. Gene Ontology annotation, cellular component: cytoplasm. The transcript has 11 exons. NCBI's taxonomy places the organism in Eukaryota, Metazoa, Chordata, Aves, Gruiformes, Gruidae.